This is a messenger RNA of Lymnaea stagnalis (great pond snail), 1911 nucleotides long. NCBI's taxonomy places the organism in Eukaryota, Metazoa, Mollusca, Gastropoda, Lymnaeidae. The record is from the annotation of a GenBank genome assembly.
CCCCACAGUGAAAAGCUGCUGGUUAUAAAAUGCUGCUACCCACGGGAACUGACACCUUUUCCCCCUCCCGGGCUGUUUGCAACCGAAGAUGUCCAGGUCGGUCCUUGUGUUGAUGGUGUCCAGCUUUCUGGUUACUAACGUUACGUGGGCAGGUGAGUAGAAUUGCGCAGACAAUUAAGUUAAGGACAUGGGUCUGACAUGCUUUAUUUGUAUGAAGAAGUUUCUAAUUUAACCAAUUAAUUUUAAAAUAUGAACAGUUUUUUUUUUUUUUUUUUUUUUUUUUUUUUUUUUUAAACUGGCAAUCCUUUUUUCCUUUUUCGUUUUUUGUUUUAUUUUUUUUUUUGUUUGGGGUUCCCCCUUCAAAAAAAAAAAUUCUUCAGGGUUAAUUUUAUUUUUAUUUUUUCCAUUUUUUUUUUAAUUUUGUCUUUUUUUUUUUUUUUUUUUUUUUUUUUUGUUUUUUUAUUAAACUGGCAAUCCUGUUUUGCUCUUUCAGUUUUUGUGUUCAUUUUUUUUUUGGUCGGAGUUUUCCCAUGAACAAAAAAAAUUCUGCAGGGGUAAUUUUGCUUUUCUUAUAUUUAAGUAGAAAAAUAGUUUUAAUUAUGAGUUUAGGCUUAAGUAUAAAGUUAAGCUGCGUUUAUCUCAUGUUCGAGGCUGUACAGCUGAACUUCGGUAUAAAGCUUAGCCUAAAAAUGGAUUUCAUUAUUUAUAUUCUACACUAAAUCUUUACCUGGUUUUUCUUUGUACAGAAACGCACUGGGACAGGAUUUUGCAGCUUUGUGUAGAAAAAAUAUCCUAACUACUCAACUUAAUUUAUAAGAUUACUUAAUACUUAAGUAACCAACUUUUUGUUGGUUGUUUUUGUCCCCUAAUUUUGCUAUACGACCCAUUUAGUUUGUUAUAAUUUUUUAACUUGUGUAAAAUGGCAGAUUUAGUUUUAAAAAAAUAUUUAAAACAUUUCUAAACAGAUACAUACUCCUUUUUUCUUAAAAUUUGUUUUUCCUCAGUUAAGCUCCCAGUGCAGCCGUGUCCCAUGAUACACUGUUUAGAUCUGGUGUGUCCUAACGGGGUGGAGACGGAUGGGUCUGGCUGCGAUACCUGCAGAUGCAAACCACAAGUCUGCAAACCCGAUUACUGCGCUAUAAAAUGUGCACAUGGUCUGGCCACCGACUCAAACGGCUGCCAGAUGUGUCGGUGCAAGGUCAAGGAAUGCCCCGCCAUCAAGUGUCCCACAAAACAACUGUGUCCCUACGGUUACGCCAACGACUCUGACGGCUGCCCCACCUGCGCUUGUGGGUCCCCGUCUUGCCGGCCGCGGGUCUGUGACACCAUCUGCCCCGGCGGGUACGCCUUGGAUGCCAACGGCUGCCCGACGUGUCAAUGUGCAUGCCUUAGGGUCGCUUGUGAAUGUCGUUUUGGGACCAUCUGGCGGACAGACGCCUACGGCUGCAGAAGAUGCUCAUGUCCAAAUGGACCUGUCCCACUGUAAGAAAACAUUAGUGUGCAAUGAUUCCCAACCUACCUUACUUUGAUUUAAAUUUAUUACACAUCAUUUGAUAUAGUUUUCAUGUCGAUGUGUCAUGUAUGAAUAAAAUAUGUAUUUAAUCAUAUCUUGGUAUAAAAACUCGCUACUCCGCAAUGUAUAAGACGUUAUUUUAAAAACUUCAAUAGAAAAAAAUUUUUGGGCUGUUUUUUGUGUUUUAUCAUUUUUUAAAAAGACAUUAUAAUGCGCAUAUCAAACAUUUCUACAUAAUACGAAAAAAAGGAGAGGAAAAAAAAAGAAAUACUUUGCAUGAGCAAAAAUAACCUUACUUAUUUUAUUCACGCAAUCAUCUGCAUUGUAUUAUUUUUCGUCAUCUGUCAUUAUAAUGUUCGAAUUGAGAGUUACACAAUAAGAAACUAUUUUGAAUUCCA